GAUAUGGUGGGUGGGCCGAGGCUGGCGGGGGCGGGGCAGAGGCCGGGGUAGCUGAGCAUUCUUGGCCUCUGAGGGAGCCGCAGGCUGGACACACGCGAGCCUAGCUGCGCCGCCGCACGCUGGUGCAAAUAUUCCGAGGCGCGGUGAGCACGGUGGAGGCUGAGGCGUUGCUGCAGAGUCGCGGAUACCCGGUGUCCCUAGCGCACUCAACAAGGCCCCCGUUCUCUGCAGUCCCCUGAGCAGCUCGCGAUGGCCCCGCGCAAGAAUGCCAAGGGCGGCGGCAGCCACAGCAGCGGCGGCGGCAGCCACAGCAGCAGCAGCGGCAGCGGCAGCGGCUCGGGCAGCGGUAGCCCGAGCACGGGUAGCAGCCGCAGCAGCAGCAGCCCCGGGGCUCGGAGAGAGGCGAAGCAUGGAGGACACAAGAACGGGAGGAGAGGAGGGAUUUCCGGAGGCUCCUUCUUCACUUGGUUCAUGGUCAUUGCACUGCUGGGCGUCUGGACAUCUGUGGCCGUCGUGUGGUUUGACCUUGUGGAUUAUGAGGAAGUUCUAGCCAAAGCAAAGGACUUCCGUUAUAACUUAUCAGAGGUACUUCAAGGAAAACUAGGAGUCUAUGAUGCAGACGGUGAUGGAGACUUUGAUGUGGGUGAUGCCAAAGUUUUGUUAGGACUUAAAGAAAGAUCUACUUCAGAGAGGACGUCCCCACCAGAGGAGGCCGAGCCACCCGCUGAGCUGGAGAAGCAGGCUGCUGAGGGGCCAGAAGUCCAGAAUGUUGAAGAUGAAGUAAAAGAACAAAGUCAGUCCCUUCUCCAGGAACCAGAACACACAGAAUAUGCCCCACAGCCGGAAGCAGAUGGAGCAUCAGGAGAGCCACAGCCAGAGGCUGAGGACGUCCUCACAGUGACUGAUGGAGAGGACAAAUUUGAGACCCUGGAACCUGGGGCAGUCCAUGAAGAAACUGAGGAUAGUUACCAUAUGGAAGACACAGCAUCACAGGACCAUCCAGACGACGUGGAAGAGAUGAUGAAUGAACAGGAAGGCUCAGGUCCCAGGGAAGCAGUAACGGAUGCUGAUAAGAUGCAGCAGGAUACAGAGGAAGCAACACACCAAGAUCAUAAUGCACCAGUACACGAACAUUCAGAAAAUGAAGGGAUAGAGAUUUCUGAUAAUUCCAUAGAAGAUUCCAGCAUCAUUUCAGAAGAAAUAAAUGUCCCCUCCGUGGAAGAACAGCAAGACACUCCACCAGUUAAGAAAAAGAAGCCUAAACUUCUGAACAAAUUUGACAAAGCAAUCAAGGCUGAGCUGGACGCUGCAGAAAAGCUGAGGAAAAGGGGUAAAGUCGAGGAAGCAAUGAAUGCAUUUGAAGAACUGGUUCGGAAGUACCCCCAGAGCCCACGAGCGAGAUACGGCAAAGCACAGUGUGAAGACGACUUGGCAGAGAAGAGGAGGAGCAAUGACGUUCUGCGCAGGGCCAUCGAGACCUACCAGGAGGCGGCCAGCCUGCCCGAUGCCCCCACAGACCUGGUGAAGCUCAGCUUGAAGCGACGGUCAGAAAGACAGCAGUUUCUAGGUCACAUGAGAGGCUCCCUGCUUACUCUCCAGAGGCUAGUUCAGCUGUUUCCUAGUGAUAUGGCAUUGAAAAACGACCUUGGCGUAGGAUACCUUUUGAUGGGAGACAAUGACAGCGCCAAGAAGGUUUAUGAAGAGGUUCUGAAUGUGACACCCAAUGACGGCUUUGCUAAAGUGCAUUACGGCUUCAUCCUGAAGGCACAGAACAAGAUAGCGGAGAGUAUUCCCUACUUAAAGGAAGGAAUUGAAUCUGGAGAUCCUGGCACGGACGAUGGCCGGUUUUAUUUCCACUUGGGGGAUGCCAUGCAAAGGGUCGGGAACAAAGAGGCAUAUAAGUGGUAUGAGCUUGGGCACAAGAGAGGACAUUUCGCCUCCGUGUGGCAGCGGUCCCUCUACAAUGUGAAUGGCCUAAAGGCUCAGCCGUGGUGGACACCCAGAGAGACUGGCUACACGGAACUGGUGAAGUCUUUAGAGAGAAACUGGAAGUUAAUCCGCGAUGAAGGCCUCAUGGUGAUGGAUAAAGCCAGAGGUCUCUUCCUGCCUGAGGAUGAAAACCUCCGGGAGAAGGGAGACUGGAGCCAGUUCACACUGUGGCAGCAAGGAAGGAAGAAUGAGAAUGCCUGCAAAGGAGCCCCUAAGACCUGUACUUUAUUAGAAAAGUUCUCCGAGACAACAGGAUGCAGGAGAGGACAGAUCAAAUAUUCCAUCAUGCACCCUGGAACUCAUGUGUGGCCACACACGGGACCCACAAACUGCAGGCUCCGAAUGCAUCUAGGGUUGGUGAUUCCCAAGGAAGGCUGCAAGAUCCGGUGUGCCAAUGAGACCAGGACGUGGGAGGAAGGCAAGGUGCUCAUCUUUGACGACUCCUUCGAGCACGAGGUGUGGCAGGAUGCCUCAUCCUUCCGGCUGAUCUUCAUCGUGGACGUGUGGCACCCGGAGCUGACCCCUCAGCAAAGGCGCAGCCUUCCUGCAAUCUAAAAGGAAUUGUCACAACCUUGGGUACACUCCCAUGAGGCUGCCUUUCUGUUUCUCCUGGGGUGCAGAGACAGACAUUCAAGCGCCGUGACUCUUUGGUCCCCUUGCCUUGCAGCUAAAGACCUCUAAGGUUCCUUCUGGAUGGGAAAUCGCUGGGAGGAGUAUUUGCCUCAGUGCAAUUCAUUUCGGAGGCCCCUUGCUUCAAGUCACCGUGGCAGCACAGAUGUUCUGCCUGGACUGAAGGGGAACACUUGGCUGUGUCUACAUUGCUAGCCAAAGAUAUUUUUCUACAUGGAGUAGUGUACACAGAGGGUAUACCAUAUGGAGAAACUGUGAAUGAAUCACUUUCAUUUGUAAUUUUUCUAGGCAGUUAUAUUUUUCUAGGUAGACAAACUAUUCUGUCACCAUCUACCCUGCGUUUCUGUCAACUUUGAUGAGAAGAAGUACAAAUGCGUCCCUUCUGACUGUUAAGUAGUAAUUUUCUGGUCAAUUCAGACAUAUUUCUUUUAGGAAAAAAAACACUUGUGAAAAAGGCAACUUUAUUUUAUUUUCCUAAUAUAAAUGGGAAGUUGCUCUGGGAUAUACAAACUAUGCCAACCCUUGCCCUUGGAUCUCCCUGUGUAUCUUCGUUUAGACUCAGCGUCUUCUCCUUCUCUGUGCUUAUCAUGGAAAUGCUAUCAAGCUCUUAUUCCUAAGAACAAUGCUUUCUCUUUGACACUGAACAAAGCCAUGGAAAUAUUUCAUGUUGUAAUAAGACAAUACCACAGAUAACGGGGCUCAGAGAAGAUCUAACAUGGACGUGAACAUUCCCACUCAGGGUCAGGUGACCAGAUAGCCUGGACUCUGCCUUCUGUGCACAGGACCUGGAAUCUGCAGUGGCCGCCUGUUCUAGGUCCACUUGGAUGCCAAGAAGAUGGCAGCUUGGUUUCUGAGAGUCUCCUCACAAUUUUGUCCACGUAGGAGAGCAGUGUAGGAAGUUCCCAGGAAUGCUGGGAUCCUCCCCCAGGUGGAGGCGGUAGAAUUUGUUGAAUUCUGAAUUUGCAGGCAAUUUCCGUCAUCCAUACUCACAAAAAGCCUGCCAUCUAAUAAUUAUUAUUUUGAAACAGCGUUUCACUUGCAUGUUUGAUCUGAGUAUGGCCCAUGGCAUAGGAAGAAGAAUGGAAAGUCAUCUUGCUGCUCGUUCCAAAGUUGAUCAGUUUCACCGGUAAAGCAUUGCUGCCUUGGAUUUUCUGUGUAACAGUUAAAGCUAAUUCAAGCCUCAGAAUGUAAUGCCAUUCACGCACUGAUCUCUAAGCCAGUCGAACAACAAUGCUGCCGAAAUGACACAUAUUCCAGCCACACAGGUGGCUAAAACACAGACGCAUUCUUUUCAUGCAGUGUCAGAAGAAGAUGCUUUCUGGACCUCACUUAGCGAGCAAUUCUUUGAGAUUGGCAUUGAUACUUUUUCUUUUAGCUUAAGGAUACUAGCUUUUAGUAGGAAGUUUACAAAAUAUGUGACCAUUCAUUUAAAAAGGUACUUUUUCCUUCUUUUGUCAAUGUUCAGAAAUUCCUCUAAGGCAUGGAAGGAAAAUAGCAAGUCAUCACCAAAUUCCAGAAAAGAAAACAAACUCUCAGAAAACAAAAGGUGUUUGUGUUCUUCAGUAUUUAUUAAAUGGAGGAACUUACCGACAAAAGGCAAUACAAUUCAGUGUUCAUGGUGUGACACUCAGCCGCCUAUUGGGUUUGGGUCUCCGACAUAUUACAUACACAUAACGAAAUGCAAACCAUAUGUUCUCCACUGUUAAACCGUCACCUUACAUUCAUGUCAUAAAAUGGUAGAAAUAAGUGAAAAUUAGCUUUUGACUUAGUAAAUAUAACAUGGUUUUUAAAAUAUGGUCAUUACAGUAGGAUUCUAAAUAUUGACAUGUGAAAAGCCAGAAGAACCAUUACUGUCGUUGACUCCAACAAUAUUUUGAGUACUUGGAUCCCACAUUUGUUUUAUAAACCCAAGCAAUAAAGGAUUUUCUAAUUCACUUUAAUCUUUCCAUUCUCUUACUCGUGUCACGAGAAAAGUUUCCACCAAUGCCUUGGUAGACAUUUUUCAGGGUUGUUAUUUUAUGAUUCAGAAGGUCUAUACCAAAUAAAUUGGUACUUUUAUAUAUGAUGAUGCAAUUGUUUGAGAAAUAUUUUGAAUUCUGCCUCAGUAUUACUCCUUCAAGGUUGGAACAUAAAAAUAGUAUUUGUUACCAUUCUCUACUAGUGAAAAUUAAUAAUAAACCAGUAGAUCAACUGAGAAGGAAUGUAUGUCUAGAAUGUAGCUCAGGGCUCAGGAGGGAAACACUUGCCUGGAAUGGCAAGGCCCUCAUUUUGAUCUCCAGCAUGGGAAGGAGGGAUGGAGAGAGGGAGGGAGGGAUAGAAGGACAGAAGGAGGGAGGAAGAGUCAGAGAAAAAAACAAAAGAGAAGGGGGAAGAGGAGAGAUAGGGAGAGGGAUAGCAAAAGAGAGACACAGAGAGAGAAAGAGGCAGGAACAGAAGGUAGACAGAAGAGAGAGGUGUCCACGACUAGCCGUAUUGUUUAGGUGAUUAUGGCUGAAAGUUAAAUUGGUUUCCUGUUUUCUUAGGUUGUUCAGCUAACAAAUCAACCUACCAAAGGCUUAAAGUGUGAAAUAUUUUACUAAGCAUUAUCAAUUGAGAUUUUCUUUUGACGUUAAGCACUCUGGUCUUAUCAGUCAGUGCCUAUGUCACACAGAUAGGUGGCGAAUGCGAUAUCUACAUAUACUCCACUGGUCUGGGGAAACAUGGCACAGAUAAAAUAUCCUAACCUUUGAUGUCUGUUUUAUGUCUGACUUCCUGCGAGUAGGGACUGGGGUCCAUUUCUAAGGAGAAUGGAUACAGACGUAGAGUGGUCUUUGGCAUUUCAUCUUGGCAUUUUUUUUUUUUUUUGUCUUCUCUUAGCGCAGUACUUACAUGUUAAGCCAUCCUUGAGGCCCUUUCUGUGUGAUAGUCUGCCUGCUCAGGUCCUUUCUCCACAGUUCAUAGGAGGGUGGGGACCAAGUGCCUUGCUAGCACUUUCCUUUGCUUGGGUAGGAACCCAAGAACUAACUUGAAUGGGCUUAUCAGUAUGUUGUUUUUCAAUGAGUUGCCUCCUCUCUGUAGACAUUCCCAUGAACGCCUACAGGACAUCACUUUGCUAAGAUGAAGCAGUCAGUUGUCAACUGCCUGUGUCCUCUUGAAAUCCAAUUCAUGAUUCAUGAAGUUAGCUGGUGGCCCGACUAACAAAUCAUUCUUGCAGGAUAUUUGAGUUAAGAACUUUGCCCGUGACCUGUGAGGUCAUGCUCUCAGGCUGAGCACUUAGAUGCUGGUGAUGGGUCGGAACGUAAGUCAAUAAAACUGGUCAUCAGUGUAGCUACUAUUGUCUCGGGGUUCUGCACUCCGUUACACUUGACCUUGUGUCUGAACAGUUUCACUCUGCUGUCUCUAUCUGGAAAUACACGUCAUCGUGUUACUCCUUAGAGCAACUUUUGUCCUAGUGUGUGCGCAGCAAAUUCAGUCUUUCCCUGUGUGAGUGCAUUUGCUACCAUAAAUGUGUGUGGGGAGGGAGAAUCCUUUUUACAUAGACGCCUCGCUUCAUCCUCCUAAUCCCUCCCUAAAACAAAUUAAUCGGUUAACUUGAGCUUGAGGAGCAUCCCUCCGAUGUUUGUCCAGUGUGGGCUGCUCAUACCAAUGGCUGCUGACGUCAUGGCUGGGGAAGCAGUGGAUGACCUCCUGUCGAGCAGAGCCCGUGUGUCUGUAGGUCAGUCGCCCGGGUGCUCCCUGGGCGGCUGCUCCACUGGAGGCUUGUGCAUGGGAGCAUCACGCGACGUGGCUCAGUCCAGAGCCAGCAGGGGCUGAGUGUUCUCAUUUUCUCCCUUCUCGUCAUGUUUCAGGGUCCCAGCUUCUACCACAGACUGAGAUCUAACAAGAGAGGAAGGA
This is a messenger RNA of Chionomys nivalis (European snow vole), 6492 nucleotides long. RefSeq names its product aspartate beta-hydroxylase (gene Asph). Bases 250 to 2544 code for a protein of 764 amino acids. Gene Ontology annotation, biological process: peptidyl-aspartic acid hydroxylation. The transcript has 25 exons. Gene Ontology annotation, cellular component: membrane; endoplasmic reticulum. The record is from RefSeq and is a predicted model, not a curated record. NCBI's taxonomy places the organism in Eukaryota, Metazoa, Chordata, Mammalia, Rodentia, Cricetidae. Gene Ontology annotation, molecular function: peptidyl-aspartic acid 3-dioxygenase activity; protein binding.